Messenger RNA from Hevea brasiliensis (rubber tree), 1499 nucleotides. RefSeq names its product vesicle-associated membrane protein 727. Gene Ontology annotation, cellular component: membrane. NCBI's taxonomy places the organism in Eukaryota, Viridiplantae, Streptophyta, Magnoliopsida, Malpighiales, Euphorbiaceae. The record is from RefSeq and is a predicted model, not a curated record. The transcript has 5 exons. Bases 544 to 1257 code for a protein of 237 amino acids. Gene Ontology annotation, biological process: vesicle-mediated transport.
CGAGGUUCUCUCUUUCUCUGUCUCUCUCGGCAAUGAUAAAAUUCUUUCUCAAAUUUUGGUUGUCAUUUCUUAGUUCAACAAAAAUCCCAAAAAUUUUAAUUUCCAAUGAAUUUCUUGGACUUCCUUAGCAGACGAACGAAGAAUUAGGGUUUAGUUCUUUUUAAUUGUGCUUGUUUAUUUACCAUAUGCUCUGUGAAAUAAUGAACUCUUGUUGCUAUAAGUUGCAUUCGAUUCAUUCUUUCGAUCGUCUUCUUGCUGAUCUUUGUUUAAUUAUAUGUAUUCUUAUUUUAUUGAUUUCUAGGUAACUAGUUAUGCUUUUCUCAUGAAUUUUGUGAUUUGUUUAUAAGCAGAGGCUAAAUUGCACAUUGGGUGUUUGUUGGUGCUUCUUAUUUUCCUUGUGUUGGGAAUUUGAGUUCCAAGGAGAGAAAAAUGUUAACCUUGAGAAAUGAUCUUUUUUAAUCCUUUGGAUCUGCAAUUUGUGGACAGGUUAAUAUCGCAUAAGGGACGACUUCAUUUCUAUCCUGGGCUUGAUAUAAUUUAGGGAUGAGUCAGAAAGGUUUUAUAUAUAGCUUCGUGGCGAAGGGUACGGUUGUUUUAGCAGAGCACACGCCAUACUCAGGGAACUUUAGUACCAUUGCUGUUCAAUGUUUGCAGAAGCUUCCUUCAAAUAGCAGCAAGUACACAUACUCAUGUGAUGGGCAUACAUUUAACUUCCUUAUUGACAACGGAUUUGUUUUUCUUGUCGUUGUAGAUGAAUCAUCAGGAAGAAGUUUGCCCUUUGUAUUUCUUGAGCGCGUGAAGGAUGAUUUUAAACAGCGUUAUGGUGCAAGUAUUAAGAAUGAGGCGCACCCGCUUGCAGAUGAUGAUGAUGAAGAUGGCUUGUUUGAAGACCGAUUUAGCAUCGCCUACAAUCUCGACAGAGAGUUUGGGCCAAGGCUUAAGGAACACAUGCAAUAUUGUAUGAACCACCCAGAAGAGAUCAGCAAGCUAUCCAAAUUAAAGGCCCAGAUAACGGAGGUCAAGGGAAUUAUGAUGGACAAUAUUGAAAAGGUUCUGGAUCGUGGAGAGAAGAUCGAACUUCUGGUAGACAAAACAGAGAACCUACAGUUCCAGGCUGACAGUUUCCAGAGGCAAGGAAGACAACUGCGACGGAAGAUGUGGCUGCAGAAUCUCCAAAUGAAGUUAAUGGUAGGAGGAGCAAUCCUUGCCCUGAUAGUUAUACUUUGGCUUCUUGUCUGUCGAGGUUUCAAAUGUUAGUGGGGGUCAAAUCCAGAUGAAGAAAGAAGGCACUAGCAUUUUCUUGUGUUUUUAGUCCUUUGGUGUAUAAAAAUUUUAUAUUUUAUUGAAGAGAUUGGUGGUGGAAUGAGGUCCAACUAUUACUUUGUUCAAUGCUGUAAUUACGCCAUUGUGCUUCUUUAUGUAGAGAAUGUGGCCUAACUACCAGUCGAUAUCUGUGCGGUAAAAAUGCUUUAAAAAAACCGCGCUGUUAAAUUUCUCUA